UAAGUUAGAUUAGUAUAGAGCAUUUGUAAGGUUAUGUUUUUUCAAGUUUAUUUUUAAACAAUUACUUGUAAUGUUUAUUGAUUAUUAACAAUAAGUACAAUAUAUCAAAUAUAUAAUGAGUAAAAGUAGAGAUAUUUGGUUGCCAAAUGAAGUAGAUAAGUUGUUAGAAUUAUUUAAAGAAGAGCAAAUAGCAGAUCUUAUGGAUUCCAAACAAAGUCGAGUUGACGACGUUUUUAAGUCUUUUGAAAAAAAAUUGAAUUAUCGGGGUGUAGUACGACCUGCUAAACAAAUUAAAAAUAAAUAUAAAAGUUUGAAACAAAGUUACAAUGCUACUCGUCGUGCACUUUCACAAAGCGGUGCUGGUACUUCAGUAAAGUGUCCAUAUUACAAUAAAUUGCACGAAAUAUUUGGACACAGACCAGUCAGUGUUCAAUGUGGAGUAGACUCUGCAAGUAUAGUACAAAAUCAGAAAAAUCAAGCAGUCAUGUCAUUAACUUCUCCAGAUAUUGAGAUGUCUGAUGACAUUUCUGUUUCAUUAGAUGAUGCAGUUCCCAGUUCGUCAAAAGAUGUUGGAUUAUUAUCAAACACAAUAAAACUAUCUAGUCUUCAAAGUAUUACUAUUGAAGAUAAGACUGAUAUCAUAGAAAGCAAUAUAAAUUGCUGUGCAAUUGAAAAUAUUGUGGCUAAUAGCAAUGUAUCUGAUAAUAAUAACAAUUUUGAUAAAAAAAAUGAAACUGAUACAGAAAAAAUUGAAAAAAACAAUUUAAAAAAAAUAAUCAGCGAUGCGAAACGAUCUGUAGUGCCAAAAAAAAAACAAUCAUUUGGUCAAAUAUUUGAUAAGGCAAUCGAUCGUCUAAUAAAUGCCAACAAAGAACAGCUACAAAUGGCAGUAGAUAGCAAUAAUAAAUUAGUACUAGAAAUAAUGGAAAAAAAAAGGAAAUGCUACAAGAGCAAACUCAGUUACUGUUGCAACAUUUAAAUACUAACCAAACUCAUUCAGUUCAACAAAAUUUUCCAAUAUGGAAUUCAAUGCAAUUAACUAGCCAACCUAGAAUAAUAACACAAAAUCAUCAACGACCUCAGUUCGUAAGAAUUCCUGCUAAUAUAAUUGAGCAAGCUCGUAGAUCUUCAUUACCAGUUCCAGCAAUAUCUUUAACUCCUCAUACUACCUCAACUUUGCAGCCAUCAUUAACAUCCGAUUAUAAUGACGAAUCUA
Chelonus insularis is the source of this 1216-nucleotide messenger RNA. RefSeq lists its product as uncharacterized. Lineage: Eukaryota; Metazoa; Arthropoda; Insecta; Hymenoptera; Braconidae. The transcript has 2 exons. The record is from RefSeq and is a predicted model, not a curated record. Bases 116 to 979 code for a protein of 287 amino acids.